CGUGCCACCAUUUACACAACCGUGGUAUUACUCUCUCCCUUCUCUGCCCGCUCCGCUUCUGCGUUCGUGUGACCUCUCGCUUUCUUAAUUCCCCAUCUGAAACCCCGCAAACUCCUUCUCCGACCAAUACCCUCUUCUCGAUCCAAUCCGAGAUCGGCGAGCAGUUAAAGGUCGGUUCUUGCUGUGAAAGAUGCCGGUUCCCCUUCUUGCCCUAGUUUGGAUUUCCCCUGCUAUUUCCCCCUUCGCGUUUGAUCGUUUUGUGCGAUCUAUGAGUUAGGGUUUCAAUCCCUAGUUUUUGGUCCAGGAACCCGGUUUGUCGUGCCGGUUAUCCGCUUCUUUUGUUGGGGAUUCGGGAGCAUCGGAAGGUCCGUAUGUGAGUGUGGGGCAUCUGCCUAAGCUUUCCUGUUGCUAGGGUUAGGGAUAUGGGGAGCACUGGAGAGCCGGAGAGGAAGCGGCGUCAUUUUAGCUCCAUCUCCCCCACCAGCGCCGGUGCGACCACCAAGAAGCAGCCGUUAGCCCCUUGCAAAGAGGACAAGAAGCUCGAUUUUGCUGUGCUACGAUACAAGAAUCAGAAGCUCUCUGAACAGUUAGAAGCUCAGAAAUUUGAGUAUCUUGCUCUUGACAAUAAAUUUCAUCAGCUCAAAGAGAAACAGAAGAUUCAUGAUGACACUUUACUUUUGGUUAAUAACUAUUGGGAGUGGCUAGUCAAUGAUCUGGAAUCACUUUCUGCCAGUGCAAGUGGAUCCACGAGUAGUGGUCAUCACUUGAAGCAUUCUCAUGUUUUAGAGGGUGACUCUGCAGCAAUUCUUUACUAUAUUUUCACUCGAGUUUUUUUCAAAGAUGGACCAUCCUGCCCCACAGAAGGUGACUUUUUGAGGAGACUUCUGGAAGCAGGUGCUACUGAAAGUUCACAUUAUGUAUCCCCUACUCCGGACAGAGAUAAUAUGCAGGGAGCAGAAUUGACAACAAAACACAUCUUACAGAAUAUUAUAUGUUCACUUAAUGAUAUGUGGCAUGUAAAAGAGGUGUUUGUUGCUGCUGCUGACCAGGUGGCUCAAGCAGAAGAUGAAUCAAGCAGGCAAUUGCAGAAGAUUGCCAAGGAUUUAGAGGUAGAAAUUAGGAACUUUUUUGCGGGCAUGAAUGAUCUUCACUUCAAACACAGACUGUUGGCAGACAGUGUCCAGCAUUAUCGAGAUGUAGAUAUGAAAAAUAAGGCUGAAUGUAAACGUCUGGCAGAGGAGUCGGCAAGUACGGUUGCUGAGCUGGAAGAAAGCAAUUGUAAACUAACAAUCCUCAAGUCGCAGAGAGAUACAGCACAAAGCACAUGUUUUGCUUUUCCUACUUUUGGAAACAAACAAGUAGGUGGAGAUAAGGAGAAAGAUGUACAAAAAGAUAUGCAAGAUAUGGAAUCUUCCCUCAAGGAACUGACUGAUUUAGUUUCAAGCCGGUUAGAAGAGAUUAGAAGAUUGCAUGUAGAGAGAAUUGAAAUUCCAAAGAAAGUAGCUGAUCUCCGGAAUUCUUUCAUGGAUAUUAAGAAUAUCUCUUCAUCCAAAUCUUUUCAAUUGCUGAAUGAGUACGUGGAGAAAUCAAAGAAAGAAACGGAUGAAUGCCGGGCAUUGCUCGAGAAAUUGCAGGUUGAAAAGGAUAGCUUCAUUUGGCAUGAAAAAGAAGUGAAGUUGAAAGUUGAAUUAGCUGACAUUUCUCGGAGAGUGGCUGCGUUUUCUGAGUCUAGAAUUGUCGAGCUAGAACAGAUUUUGCAGAAACUAGCUGAUGAAAGGGUUCUCUUAGAGAUUAAGCUAGAAGAGGCUGCAAGAGAACCAAGUAGGAAACAAAUAAUUAAAGAGUUUAAGGCACUUGUCUCAUCACUACCAAAAGAUUUGAGAAUCAUGCAAAGUGAAAUCGACAAAAACAAGGAGGCUGCCAUAGAACUUCAUUCUUUGCGAGCUGAAGUUCAAUCUCUUUCUAGUGUGUUGCACAGGAAGGAGGAUGAGAUUAAAUCUUUAUCAGGCAAAUCCAUUAGACAACUAUCUGAAAUAAAGAAGCUGCAGUCAUUGGUUCAAGAUUUAAGAGAGAAUAAUCAGGAGCUGAAGCUAUUCCUAGAGAUGUACAGUCGUGAAUCCACCGAUUCCAGGGAUGUUAUAGAGUCUAAGGAUAACGAAUAUAAGGCAUGGGCUCUUGUGCAUAGUCUUAAAUCAUCUCUUGAUGAGCACAACUUGGAGUCAAAUGUUAAGGCAGCCAUUGAAGCUGAAGCAAUAUCCCAAAAGAGGCUAACCUCUGCUGAAGCUGAGAUCGAUGAACUAAGGCUGAAGUUGGAGAAAUGUGACAGAGAAAUAUCGAGUUUGUCUGAUAUUCUGAAGUCUAAACAUGAGGAAGGCGAAGCCUAUCUAUCUGAAAUUGAGAGUAUCGGACAAGCAUAUGAAGACAUGCAAACUCAAAACCAACAUCUCUUGCAGCAAAUCAUAGAGAGAGAUGAUUACAACACCAAGCUUGUUAUGGAAGGCGUGCAAGCCCGGCAAUUGCAGGAAGCACUCCGCUGGGAGAUACAAACCAUGGACAAAAAAUUGCAUCAAGCAAAUUUGUUGAAGGAUUCAUAUGACCUGAAAGUUGCCCAAAUGGAUGAGCAGUUAAAAGUAUGGUCAGAUCAAGUUGGGAAACUUGCUGAGGAUGGAUGGCAAAGCACCACUGCUUUUGAUAAUACCAAGAAAAGAUUCUUGGAGGUGCAGACUGAGUCAUACAAAUCGAGGCAGUCACUUGAUGGAGCGCUAACUAAAGUUGAGAAAAGCCGACUGGAUAUUGCAGAUUUGCUGAUAGAAUUAAGGAAGGAGAGGUUUAACAGGAAGAGAAUUGAGGAGAGCAUGGAAGUCAUGACAAGGAAAGCUGCCUUUCUUAGGGAACAAACCAAAGGCUCCACAGUGUUGCAGAAACUUAGACAAGAAGUAAAAGAAUAUAGGGGGAUACUGAAGUGCAGCAUCUGCCAUGACCGACAAAAGGAGGUUGUGAUUACGAAAUGUUUCCAUUUGUUCUGUCAUCAAUGUGUUCAAAAAACCAUUGAUAGCCGUCAACGUAAGUGCCGAACUUGCGGCAUGAGUUUUGGGCCUAAUGACGUGAAAUCGAUCUACAUAUGAUCCUGGAUCUAGAUGAUGCUUGAGCGCAAGAAAGAAAGCAAAAACCAUUGUGGCAGUGUGACUGGGUUGUGUUGCUUCAACCAAUUCUUGUAUCUUUGAAGCUUAUUGUCUGUAACAUAGCUUGGGAUUGAAUAGGCACGGGACUUUUCAAGAUCCCGCGCUCAUAUGGUCUUCUUACUAACCUACGCCAAGCGCCAUCUACACCCAUAUUACUGCACCAGCAGCCUGUUCCUGUCAUUCUAUUGUUUCAUAGUUUCUAUUAAUUGAGAUCCAGGUUGAGCUUGCUUAGCUUGCAUCGGGCGGUGGUGCAAAAAUUUGUUUGAAGCCAGUUUGUAAUAAUUUAUAAGAUACUUUCAGUUUGUUCCCAUGGAAUAUACCAUGUUAUAUCACUGCAUCUA
This is a messenger RNA of Musa acuminata AAA Group (dessert banana), 3523 nucleotides long. Its product is annotated as E3 ubiquitin-protein ligase BRE1-like 1. Gene Ontology annotation, molecular function: metal ion binding; ubiquitin protein ligase activity. The transcript is spliced from 20 exons. Lineage: Eukaryota; Viridiplantae; Streptophyta; Magnoliopsida; Zingiberales; Musaceae. Bases 423 to 3125 code for a protein of 900 amino acids. The record is from RefSeq and is a predicted model, not a curated record. Gene Ontology annotation, cellular component: nucleus; HULC complex.